Molecule: messenger RNA, 747 nt
Organism: Eruca vesicaria subsp. sativa (arugula)
Lineage: Eukaryota; Viridiplantae; Streptophyta; Magnoliopsida; Brassicales; Brassicaceae
Source: the annotation of a GenBank genome assembly
AAAACUUCUCAAUCCCUAAAAGGUUUCUUCCAAUUUCGCAACUACGCUUCGCUCUUCUCCUUCACAACAUCUCCCUCCUUCCUUCCUUGCAGCUUCUCUGAAUUUCCUAUAUUCCUAAUCUGAACAUUCUUCCUAUAUUCCUAAUCUGAAGAUUCUUCCUUCCAAUUUUGUGGGCCGUUUUGAUCAUUUUCAGAGAAUCUCUUCUGUUUUGUUCUUAGAUAACAACAAUAAAGAAAACAUGGGAGCUACGAAACUUUCGGGGAUGCAAAAGCAAGUCCUGAGUCUAUACAGAGGAUUCCUAAGAGCAGCUCGUUCAAAGCCAGCAACUGAAGACAGGAAGAGGAUAGAGAUGAUUGUCUCAACGGAGUUUCGCAAGAACUCUAAGGAGGUUGACCGUAAGAAUUUCCAGUACAUUGAGUAUUUGCUUAGGUUAGGGCAUAAACAACUUGAUCAACUCAAAAGUCCUGAUAUGGUUUCCAUCUCCUCUGUCAAGAUCAACUAGUCUCAGUCUUAUUAUGCAUCCCAGGUUAUAUCUCAAGUGAUCAUAUUGUUAUGUAGGAUCAUAAUAGAUAAAAACAAAGAGAUGAAACUGUUUCCAUUUUUCCUCUAAAGUUUCUUAACAUUGGUUAAUAUGUUGUAUGAUAAUGCAUAACUUGAAUGACUGUUUCAAGUUCCAUUUAUUAAUAAAAGAGGUGAUUACAAUUGGAAUAUAUAUAGAUGAGUUUGGAGAUUUGCGAACAUUCAACU